AUGUUUGCUGCUGGUCUUGAGGGUGUUGAAAGCUUUAGUGGUGGGUCAAAUCGCACAAUAACUUUUCAGCCUGGAGGAUCUGUCACCAUCCCAUGUCAUUAUAAUGAGAAAUAUACAUUGCAGAAGAAAUACUGGUAUUCAGACAUUAAUGUAUCUCUUAAAUACACAAACACAACAGAGGAGAAUCUGACAGUAAUUGAUCAUCCUGAUCAGAGUCUUUUUACUGUCACCAUGAGGAACCUGCAGACGAAUCAAGCUGGAAAGCAUCAUUGUGCUGUGGAGACUAAAGAAAAUCCACACACAUAUGAUUGUUACCUGCAGGUUAAAGCUGAUUCUUAUGUGUUUGUAAUGAACAGCAGUGUAUCUGGACAUGAAGGUGGUAAUGUCAGUGUCCAGUGUUUCUACAGUUCUGGAUAUCAGAAUAACACCAAACGCUGGUGCAGAUAUAAAGAUCAGAGGUGUUUCACAGAGAAGACUGACACAUCCCAGAAUCCAUCAGUGCAGAUCAGUGAUGAUGGUGAAAGCUCCUUCACUGUGCUGAUGACUGAACUGAGACUCUCUGAUUCUGGAUGGUAUUUCUGCUCUGCUGGAAUUCAUAUAUUUCCUGUUCAACUCACUUUAACAAAGGCAGAAUCAGAAAGGAAACAGGAAUGA
Messenger RNA from Danio aesculapii, 654 nucleotides. RefSeq names its product polymeric immunoglobulin receptor-like. The coding region runs from base 1 to 654 and encodes 217 amino acids. Lineage: Eukaryota; Metazoa; Chordata; Actinopteri; Cypriniformes; Danionidae. The record is from RefSeq and is a predicted model, not a curated record. The transcript has 4 exons.